This is a messenger RNA of Syngnathus acus (greater pipefish), 3099 nucleotides long. It is a transcript of the gene cald1b, whose product is annotated as caldesmon 1b. Gene Ontology annotation, cellular component: actin cytoskeleton. Bases 155 to 2137 code for a protein of 660 amino acids. Gene Ontology annotation, molecular function: actin binding; myosin binding. The record is from RefSeq and is a predicted model, not a curated record. The transcript is spliced from 15 exons. Gene Ontology annotation, biological process: actin filament bundle assembly; angiogenesis. NCBI's taxonomy places the organism in Eukaryota, Metazoa, Chordata, Actinopteri, Syngnathiformes, Syngnathidae.
AGGAGCGAGAUACAAUCCAGACUCGGCUUGAUAUAUGGUCACAAGCCAUGGCAGGAGUUCCCGGACUAAAGUUGGGCUACUGUUACGGAAUUCUACAAAUUGAACCCGCGUAGAUUAUUUAUCCUCCGCAACGAAUGGCGAAUAUGACUCCUUUAUGGCAAUUUGGUCUGAUUUCCUACUAAAUUCUCCUUAUUGUAUUUUGCUUCCCAGAGAGAAAGCAAAUCUUUGGGCCAUCAUGGAUGACGACUUUGAUCACCGUAUGGAACUGAGGAGACAGAGGAGGGAACAGAUGCGCCUGGAGGCCGAGACAAUGGGUUACACCAACGACGAUGACGAGGAGGCGGCUCGGGAGGAAAGGAGACGUGCGAGGGAAGAGAGGAAGAAGAUGAGAGAAUCGGAAGAGUGCGGAAGCAGCGAUGUGAUCAACGCCAACAAUGUGGCGGAGAGCGAGACUUCUCCUUCCUCCGCCAUGAGUCUGGCAGUGGAGGACGACGACCAGGCUCUGGAGGAGCGCCUGGCCAAGAGGGAGGAACGUCGGCAGAAGAGGAUGCAGGAGGCCAUCGAGAGACAAAAGGAGUUGGACCCGAGUUUCACCGCGGCCAACGGGCUCGACGGGUCGCCUGAAAACCAGGCGGACAACCACAGUGGUGGGCAGAGUGGUGCGGAGGACGAGGAGAAGGAGGAGGAACAGGUCCAAGAGGAGAUGCUUGAUGCCUCGUCUUGGAAGAAGGAGCAAGAUGAUACAAAGGAAGAGGGUAAGAUUGGCGACGAAGAAGAGGAGGAGGCUGCUCCCGAGGUUGACAAGGAAGAAGAAAAUGAACAGAGAAGGAGGAAAGAAGAGGAGGAAAAACGGAGGAUAGAGGAAGAAGAGCGGCGGGAAAAAGAGGAGAGAAAGAGGAAAGAAGAGGAAGAGAGACGGGAAAGGGAAAUGGAGGAGAGAAGGAGAAAGGAAGAGGAGGAAGCGCAGAAGCGGGAGCUGGAGGAGAGGCGCCAGAAGGACGAGGAAGAGGCGGAAAAGCGAAAACGGGAGGAGAAGAAACGCAAAGAGGAGCAAGAAAAACAAGAGUUGGAGGAGAAGAAGAGGAAAGAGGAGCGAGGAAAAAAGGAGAAGAAGAAAAAGGAGGAGGAGGAGCAGAAGAGGAGAGAGAAGCGUAAAAAGAGAGAGAUGGAGGAGAAGAGGAAAAAAGAGGAGAAUGUAGUGACCAAACAGAAUGGAGCAUUUGUUGAAAAUAAGCUGAAAAAGCCAGACAAGCUAUCCAGCAGGGACGACGUUCCUUCGGCGGGGCAGGACGACAGUGAGCGGCAGGAGGCCGAGCGCAAGCUACAAGAGCUCCAGCGGCGGCGGAAUGACGCGGAGAGCGAGGAGAUGGAGAAGAUGAAGAAGAAGCAGCACCACGCCGAAGCCGAGCUGGAGGAACUGAAGAGGAAGAGGGAGGAGAGGAGAAAGAUCCUUGGGGAGGAGGAAGAGCAGAAGAAGCGAGAGCUGGAGAACAAGAAGAGCAAGGAGCAGGAGGAGAGGAAGAGGAUGAGGGAGGAGAUUGAGAAAAGGAGAGCGGAGGCCGCCGAGAAGAAGAAGCAGCUGGAGCAAGAGUCUGCCAAACCCUCGUUCAAAAUCACCCCCAAAGGUUCAUCCAAGAUUGGGGAGAAGGCGGAAUUCUUGAGCAAGUCGGCUCAAAAAAGCGUGAGAACGUCGAACGCCCCCGUCGUCUCAAAGAUCGGCAGCAGACUCGAACAGUACGCCUCGGCCGUCCAGGGGAACAAAGAUGUGAAAUCCCCCAAGCCUCUCGUGGCUGACAUCCCCUCAGGCGGCACGCGUGGCAUCAAGAGCAUGUGGGAGCGCGGCAACGUGUCUGACAAUCAAGCAAAUAAGGACGCAGGGUCUAUCAAAGGAAGCGUCGCCAGUCGGACGGCGAAGUCCGCACAGGCCGAGAAGACGCCGCUCGUAGAAUCGGAACCGCCGGCAGCGGUGGCAACAAAGCCCGGAGCGAGGCCCGAUAAAUCCCAGCCGGCUGCACAAGCACGUACUAAUGACGUGAAUAAGCAAAGUGACGUCGGUAACAAGCCCAACAUGUGGGAGACCAAGAAAAGCUCGACGCCAGCCAAAGUGUUGGUUGGAGUCAAAGGCAAGUUUGUCUAAAACAUCGCAGCAAAUAUUCACCGCCUGCCUUGAAGCACGAUGCCGAGUGAAGAUCACAUGAUCUGGAUAGGCUGCACUGUCCCAUUGCCUUGAAGAGUUAAAGAACAAAAAAUUGUCUGAGAUGUUGAAACCGAGGGAACAUUUAGUGUUUGUCAAGAUGUCGAAACGUUUGUUUCUCCUUGUGAGCUUUUACAGUUCCGUUUUGCGUGCGCACUGCUUUCUGCGAGUUAAUCGAGGCGAGACCACUAAGCCGCUUACAUUUUUUUUUUAAUGAUGUAAUUUUUUAUUACUGAUGGGUACUAAAUCAAAUACAAAACAAAUACAGGAUUAGAAUUAUUAAACAGUCUAAAGGCAUUUGUAGCAUAACAUAAAAAAAUGUCAAGCUAUAGCGGAUAUCAAAAGUCUACACACCCCUGUUCAAAUCCAUGUUAUUGGGAUAAAACAUUUUUUUAACUUUUUAAAAACCUGCCAUUUAAAGGAGGGUGUGUUGACUUUUUAUAUUCACUGAAUUAUUCUAUCUAUCCCGUGUUUACAAUGACACUGCCUUUUCAUUUUGCUUGCAGCAUGCAUUGUUAACGUGUGUUUCUCUCAGGCUACGUUCACAUGAACCCCAGUGUUAGUUACUUAGUACACCAUAAAAAAAAAAACUUUUUGGGGCCAAGAACAGCAAUUUAAUUACAUUCAUGAAAAAAGCAGCAGACUACCCCCCACCCAAAGUGAUUUCCACUAACAACCCAAGCUAAACUGCUACUUCUUUGACACCGAUUAGCACUUGAUUUAGCCAGGGGCUUUAGCACCAUCUUGUGGUAGUUUAGGCUAUUACAAAAAGAGGACAAUAAUUUUUGGAGUGUAUUUGUUGAAAAAUGCCUAUGUACAUGUGGACAUAGCCUCAACCCGCUGCUGAGCACACGAGUAAGUCCCAACAAUAUUGUGUUGGAUGGAUAUUGGAUAUUUUCAGCAAU